Messenger RNA from Cladophialophora psammophila CBS 110553, 1980 nucleotides. RefSeq lists its product as uncharacterized. The transcript has 2 exons. The record is from RefSeq and is a predicted model, not a curated record. Bases 1 to 1980 code for a protein of 659 amino acids. NCBI's taxonomy places the organism in Eukaryota, Fungi, Ascomycota, Eurotiomycetes, Chaetothyriales, Herpotrichiellaceae.
AUGGUUUACAAGAAUACCAUCGACAAUCGGGAUAUUCGUGGAAGUGGGCGUGUCUAUAUCUACGAGGAUGAACGCAUUCCGCAUUUCAAUAUCACACAGUGCGAAACAGAUAACGAGUCACCCCUCGGGAAAGCAGUCGAUACAGAGUGGCGACAAAGUAAGAUAUUGAAGAAUGACCAAAUUGACUUUGAUGUGGUGAGGAGAUGGAUUACCGUAUGUAAGACUGAACAUGGCAGCAAAUGCAAUGGACACGGAGGAAACAAAUCGCCCGCCAAGAGGUUGAUUGAUGUGGAGAAGGACUGCACCGUUGACGGUUCUACUGUCAAAGAGUACUUGACCCUGAGUUAUGUCUGGGGCAUGGCUGCCCAAUUCAUGCUCACCAAAGACGUGGUUGUAGAUUCAACCAAAGAAGGCUUCUUCGCAUCCUUGGGCACCAAGAUCCCUCAAAGCAUACGGGAUGCUAUGCAAGUCUGCCGAAACAUAGGAGUGCGUUACCUAUGGGUUGAUGCCCUUUGCAUUGUUCAAGAUGAUGACGAAGACAAGAAAGAUCAGAUCGGUUUGAUGGAUGAGAUAUAUGGACGUGCACUGGCUGUGCUGAUUGUCGCAGCUGGAGACGGUGCAGACUACGGCAUACCGGGAAUGGGCGAGAAGAAGCGAGCCCUUGCAUCUUACCAGGAGACUCUGGACGGCAAGAAGCUCAUGACAUCUCUCGCUACCACGACCUUCUCCGCAAAACGGUCACAAUGGAACACCAGAGCAUGGACUUAUCAAGAAUACAUCCUCGGGAACCGGCUCCUGGUAUUCACUGAGACGUAUAUCUUUUUCAAAUGCUCAGAAUCCAUGUUCCGAGACGAUACAGUGGCUCCUGCUCUUGGGCCACUCCCAUCAAUGCCAAUUCAGUCGGAUGACGAGUGGAUUUUGUUCACCCUGAACGACAUCUCAGAAGAUAUGGAUCCAAAAAAAGCGUGGAAGGACUACUACGACGGCUUGCUUGCAUUCUACCUCCGGCGCAACAUGACGUUCGACUCAGAUGCGCUGCCUGCCUUCUCCGGUAUACUCAAAGUGCUCUCUAAAACGCUCGGUCCGUUUUGUUUUGGUCUUCCGAAGAAGUAUUUUGGUCGCUCAUUGCUCUGGACUGAUCCUCAUCACGGUAUCUUCAAAAGGCGGGCAGAUUUUCCAAGCUGGUCAUGGGCAGGUUGGAAGUGGACCUUCGAGUAUUUCGCCGCGGAACGAAGCGCAGUUGGCGCAUAUGGAUACAAGAUGCCCGAGGAAACCGUACCAAUCCAGUUCUUUGUGUUCAAUGACGAUAGCAAGCUCAAGCCGUUUUUCCUCGAAGAGCCAGAAGAGCCUUCGGCGAAGUCGCCAGCUGCGUUCAAAACGGACGAUCUCAUGGAUUUUAUCAGGUUGGCUAAUCAGCAGGCCGUGGCAGAGCCGAACCUCUCUUUUGAAGAAUUUCAAAUGAAGAUGUUGGGAGAUCUUAUGAAGAAGCAGACCCUCAAGCAGCCAGAACCGACGGAGGAGAGCAUGGCGGAAGAGAACGAGCGAGUUUCCAGACUGAUGUCUCAUCUUGAUCCGCCAGGCAACUACCAAGAACUCCACUAUAAGGACUUGAUAUCCCGUCACGAACAUCCGCACCAUCUGAUCGCCUUCUACACGAGUGUUGCAACAUUGAAAGUACCAUACUCAGCACACCAGAAUGUCGAACCUGGCUCAACUCUACCGUACGAUGUACAGGGCCGCAAUGGGGACACCCUAUUUAGUUGCUAUAUCGAUCCCGCGUGGAGAGACAAACAGCCGGAAAGUCUAGAAUUCGUCGUGAUUGGGCUGAAAGAAGGGGGAAAGGCGGUGGUAUUAAUGCUGCUGGAGAAUGUUGGGGGAAUUUACUACCGAGCCAAUUGGGCUUGGAGAUUGUCCCAGCAUCUCAAAAUCAAGGAGUGGAUGGAUCAAAGUCCUGUUCAAAAAUUGAUUAUUUGGGGUUGA